Ruditapes philippinarum (Manila clam) is the source of this 2991-nucleotide messenger RNA. RefSeq lists its product as uncharacterized. Gene Ontology annotation, cellular component: external side of plasma membrane. Gene Ontology annotation, molecular function: carbohydrate binding. Gene Ontology annotation, biological process: biological process involved in interspecies interaction between organisms. The record is from RefSeq and is a predicted model, not a curated record. The transcript has 6 exons. The coding region runs from base 227 to 1210 and encodes 327 amino acids. Lineage: Eukaryota; Metazoa; Mollusca; Bivalvia; Venerida; Veneridae.
UUUCUAGAAUUUUAAUCAACGUAAUGGGGUGAUUGUUUAUUUAACUGUGCAUGGAAACAUGGCAUUGAUCAUAAUUAAUGAUCAACAAUAAAUUAUUUGUAGACGAAGGGCCGUUUGAUACAAAAUUGGAUCGUUGGGUAAACCGAUAUCCGUGAUUUAAAAAAAAUAGUUCGGAUGGAAACGGCGGAAAACUUACGAUUUCAGUUGCACUAAAAGUAGAAAUAAUAUGAAUCCUCUAAAACAGUACAAUUAUUUUUCUUUCAUUUUCAUUUACUUGAUAAUUUUUCAAAGUGUAAAAUUAGAAGUUGUGGCGGCUGAAACUCGCGGACGUGUGAUUUUCGGGAAAUGUUGCGAAAGGCGAACGGAUAUUACAUAUGUAGUAGGUACGUACGGAAAAUGUGCCGGAAUGUGUGAGGAAAGGCCAGUAUGCACGGCAUAUAGCUACCACCGACUUUCGUGGAUUUGCCGGCUACAUACUCAAGAAUGUCCCUUGGAGACUUGCGUUGGAUUUCUACAUUCAAAGAAAGAGAAUUGGACAAUGGCAUAUUUUGAGACAUGCCCGUGCCAAGAUGGUCAAGUCUGUGUGAAAGAAGGAGGAAGCCCUGACUUCGCAUGUGAUAUUAGAGAAUGCGGUCCACCGAGCGAGCCAAUAAACGGAAGGGUGUUGGGUAAUGACUACAGAGUUGGACGUCAUAUACGGUAUCUUUGUGACGUAGGGUUUGUAAUGGAAGGAAAUCAAGUCAGUGAGUGUCUUGGUAACGGACAAUGGAGCGUGGAAGAGCCUAUUUGUAAAACCGUUUGUCCAGUUAUUGGAAGUUUAGAGUGGGGCCUGUCGUGUUACUUCAUUGUCACAACCCUGACGAAAAAUUUCAUUGAUGCAUCUGCAUAUUGCGCGAACAACGGUGGUCACGUUAUUCAUGUGACGUCACAAGAAGAGCAUGACUUCAUAACAAGCAACCUGUUAACACCACCGAUGAAUGCUGCUGUCGAACGGUAUUGGGUCGGUGUCGUGCGCAACACUACAGACGGGCUAUGGUAUUUAUCAGACUCGAGCAAAGCGGUUGUGUACAUGGCAUGGGCGGCUUACGAACCUACAAAUGGUUCAAAUUGUGCUACGUAUAAAUUCGACACAACCGCAUCUGCAUGGAAAUGGUUCUCAGAAUCAUGCACAGACAUUACAAGAUAUCCUAUAUGUGAAUAUGAAAAAUAAACUUGGACAUUUUAUUUCUAUAACAAACUGAAAGAUAUAGGAAAAACGAAGCCACUCCUCUAUCAUACGUGUAAUGCCCCGGUAAAUAGGGGAAAUUGCUUGUUUCAGUGAAAUAUGAAACAUAUCACACCGAGGAGGAUGUAUUUUUAAAUACAAGUAAGACCGCGAGACAGACUACGAUUUUCAUCAUCAUAUUGUUUGUAAGCCGUUACUUACGCAUUUUGAUAUAUUUCUGAUUGUAAUAAUUUCUUGUGACAUUGUCCUUUUUGUAGAUAUUAAGUGCAUUAAGCUUGGCUUAAUUAUGUUGUACUCUUGUACUUUGAACAACAUCGUAUCAGUUAACCUGUAUAUUUUUUGUAAUGGAUUCGUCCUGUUUUGAACUCACAGCAGUCCAUUUAAAGUUUAGGGGAUUUUGAUAAAAUAAUACAAAGAUUGAGCUACCAAACAGACAAGAGCCUUGUCAUACUACAGAAAAACAGACCUGGUUAUAUACCGGUGGCAAAGGUUAAUUACUUUCGGAUGAACUUUACGUAAUUAUUAGCAAAAAUCUAGUAGCUCGCCGCUUUAAAGGUAUUGUAAUUAACAAUUUAAUUGACAAAUUUCACAACUGAUUAAUAUGUUUAAUAUACCGAAGUGCCCUGGUACCUAUCUUAACGAUCAAUUUCAAAAAUAAUUAUCGCCUUACUUGGCGUUAUAAGAACAUAAUUCGGACAUUGUUACUCCUAAUAAAAAGUUUAAAUAGCCUUAUUAGGAGCAAAAAUCUAAUUAGGAUUUUGUAACUCCUAAAUAGAAGUUUAAAAAAAAAAUCUAAUUUGGAGAGAAAAUACUCAUAACGACUCUGUAACUCCUAAUUAGCCCACUUAGCAAAAUAUAAUUUCUAAAUUAGGAGAUAGAAUAACCCUAUUAAGACUUGAUAAACUCCUAAUUAUUAGAAAUAAAAUUCCUAAUUAGGACUUUGUCACUCCUAAUAAGGUGUUUAUUAGAUUCCUAAUAAGGUGAAAAUAAAUCCUAAUUAGGACUAAGACACUCCUAAUUAUGAGUUAUGAAAGCCUAAGUAGAAAUAAAAUCCAAAUUAGGACUUUGUUACAAUGUCCUUCCUUAUAAAGCUUAAUUAGCAGUAAGAUAAUUGUAUUCAAUAUUUAUGUGAUUUGGCAUCAGUACGUGCAUAUUUUACUUUUCAAAAUGUACAAUAAUUUUCUUAUUUAUUAUCCCAUUUCAACUUCCUGAGAUCAACAUGCGUUAAAUGGCAGAAACAAAUAACACAGUGAAAAACUAUUCGCGCUCCGUGACAUUUGAAUUUAUGAUACCAACUGUCAACAUAUGUUUAUACACUACCGCAAUAACCGCAUGCAUAAAUCUUUUCCGAGUCGUACUAUAAAUGUAGCAAUCCCGGUACGUGAGACAGACUUUAGACAUACACGAGCGGCGACAAAAAAUCUAGUCGGGCUGCAGUGCUUGACAACAGUUGUCACAUACUAAAAUACAGAUUCUUUGUGAAUUUUAAGCAUAUACGGUAUACAUUUUCUGAUUCAAUUUUAACGAUUGAAACGGACACCCAUCAACAAGCUCGAUUAAAGGCACAUUAUGCUUCAAAAAUCCAUAUUUUUUAAUUCUUUAGAAAUGUUAAGCAUGUAUAUAAUGAUUUUAAUUAAUGGAUAGAUUUAUUGUUCGAGGUUUUACCGCCGAAAAAAACAAGCAUUUAUGUGUCGUAAAGAUAGCAAACUGUAAACAAAUUAGAAUUUGACUAAAGACGCAUACAGAUAGUUUAUGUAAAUAGUAAA